CUGUCAAGAAGAGUUUGUUUUGAUUAUAAGCGGCGUUGUUUCGUGCGCUGUGAAUUUUAACUAAAGUUAAAAGCAUUCGAAAAUGGCUUCUCAAAUCCAAUCCGUUCAUACACCAUCGGUAGCGUUGAGCAAAUAUCGCGAUCAACAUUUUAAGGGCUCGCGCCACGAACAGGAAAAAUUGCUGCGCCUUUCCUCCACGCUAUACGUGGGCAAUUUAUCGUUCUACACCACCGAAGAGCAGAUACAUGAACUCUUUUCCCGGUGUGGAGAUGUGCGGCGUAUCAUAAUGGGGUUGGAUAAAUUCAAGAAAACACCAUGUGGAUUUUGCUUUGUAGAGUAUUACUCACGGUUAGAUGCGGAAAGUGCGAUGCGAUACAUCAACGGAACACGGCUGGACGAUCGAAUCGUUCGUGUCGAUUGGGAUGCCGGAUUCAUCGAGGGCCGUCAGUAUGGUCGGGGUAAAACGGGCGGACAAGUGCGCGACGAAUACCGACAAGAUCACGAUUUGGGCCGUGGCGGUUAUGGCAAGAUGGUACAGAUGGGUCAGCUAGGCGCUCCGUCAAUGCGGGAAUAGAGAGUGUGUCCAUUGGCAACGUAAUAGCCGAUGGUAGGAUAACUAAUCUAUAAUGUAAAUUUCUCGUAUAAGCGUAUAUUUAAGCGAAUGAAAUCAUUUUCUACAACCGGAA
Molecule: messenger RNA, 686 nt
Organism: Anopheles funestus (African malaria mosquito)
Lineage: Eukaryota; Metazoa; Arthropoda; Insecta; Diptera; Culicidae
Gene: Cbp20
Product: nuclear cap-binding protein subunit 2
Exons: 2
Coding region: 83-574 (163 amino acids)
Biological process (GO): mRNA cis splicing, via spliceosome
Cellular component (GO): nuclear cap binding complex
Molecular function (GO): RNA cap binding
Source: RefSeq, a predicted model, not a curated record